Messenger RNA from Trichosporon asahii var. asahii CBS 2479, 867 nucleotides. RefSeq names its product oxidoreductase, short-chain dehydrogenase/reductase family, putative. Bases 1 to 867 code for a protein of 288 amino acids. The record is from RefSeq and is a predicted model, not a curated record. Gene Ontology annotation, biological process: fatty acid elongation. Gene Ontology annotation, molecular function: oxidoreductase activity, acting on the CH-OH group of donors, NAD or NADP as acceptor. NCBI's taxonomy places the organism in Eukaryota, Fungi, Basidiomycota, Tremellomycetes, Trichosporonales, Trichosporonaceae. The transcript is spliced from 3 exons.
AUGACCGUUACCGCUUCCCCCAACCAGCUCCAGGGCGUCGCUGUCGUCACCGGCGCCGGCUCCGGCAUCGGCCGCGCAACCUGCAAAGCCCUCGUCACCCGCGGCGUCAGCGCCGUCACGCUCGUGGACCUGAACGAGGCCGGUCUCCAGGAGACUCAGGCGCAGCUGCAAAAGAUCAACGCCGAGGUCAAGACGCUGAUCGUCGUGUGCGACGUCGCCGAUGAGAGCAAGGUCGUCGACUUCCACCAGCGCACAGUCGAGUCGUUCGGGCGCAUCGACUACGGCGUCAACGCCGCCGGCAUUGGACUGCACGCCCCAUUCGACGAGUGCACGUCCGAGCAGUGGGACAAGGUCAUGAACAUCAACGAGCGUGCCGUCUUCCUCUGCAUUCGCGAGCAGCUCCGCGCCAUGAAGAAGCAGGACAGGCUGCCGGCGAGGAUUAGGGACGCGGACAGAAGGGUGCCAUCGUGUCCAUCUCGUCCGUGCUGGGAUACAAGGGCAGCCCCGACAUUCCCUCGUACAUCACCUCGAAGCACGCCGUCAUCGGUAUGGCCAAGGCCGCCAUGCGCGACGUCGCCAAGGACGGAAUCCGUGUCCCAGCCUACUCCUCGUUCGAGCCUGCUCGCUUCUCUCCCAGUCACACUGACAUACAGGAACAACGUCGCCCCCGGAUUCAUCGACACGCCACUGACGAACAACCCCCGUGCCGGCUCUCUGCUCGCCGCCGCGACCUCGCCCCCCUUCACGCCCAUGGCCCGCCCCGGCCGCCCGGAGGAGGUCGCCGACGUCAUCGCCUUCCUGCUCUCCGAGGAGGCGAGCUUUGUUAACGGCGCGACCUGGAACGUCGACGGUGGAUUCCUGGGCUAG